This is a messenger RNA of Propithecus coquereli (Coquerel's sifaka), 1732 nucleotides long. RefSeq names its product ankyrin repeat, family A (RFXANK-like), 2 (gene ANKRA2). Gene Ontology annotation, molecular function: protein binding. NCBI's taxonomy places the organism in Eukaryota, Metazoa, Chordata, Mammalia, Primates, Indriidae. The record is from RefSeq and is a predicted model, not a curated record. Bases 666 to 1544 code for a protein of 292 amino acids. Gene Ontology annotation, cellular component: nucleus. The transcript has 8 exons. Gene Ontology annotation, biological process: regulation of gene expression.
AAAAAAAGAGAAAAAAGAAAAGAAAACCCGGAAAUGCUCUCAGCUGCACUGAUGAGGAACGUUUUUAGGCCAGAAAGCGAAAGAAGAAACCGGAAGUGACGUCGCGGCCAAAACAAGCCCGGACUUGGGGGCUUGCAUUGGGUCUGUGGCCGCAGAUGGAAAAACCCGACUCGCUCUCUGCUGUCUAAGGCGGUCGCCAGGCCCUGCGCUCCCACCCGGUGGGCCUCUUGCCUCUGUCCCCGAGAUUCACUCGCCUCGCUUGUUUCCGCCUGGGAUUUUUCGGGUACAGCUGGCCUGUGGCGACAGAGCGGACUUCCUUCCCUACCAGUCUGCCAUCCAGCGGGCUCCUGUCCUGGGACGCCGGGACACCUGUCGCCUGUGAGGCAUCAUUCAUUUUCAUAGCACCUUCCUCCCUCCUUUCGGGACAGUUCCAGGACCAGGAAGAACCGCGGGGACUGCUGCGGUACCUAGCAUCCACUAGGGACUAGCACAGUUGCCCACUUUAUCUUGUUGAGCUCGCUCUCCCUUCAUCCCUGGGCUGACAGAUCAAGGUGAUCCUAGAUUUUUUAAUAUCCAGAUUCUGAGAAUACACUGGAAACCACUCACAUAAAACCAAGAAGAAAUCAUGAAGAAAUGUUUUAAUUAUUGAAACUACAGUUGAAAUCAUGGCUACAUCAGCAAAUCUGGAUAUUGGAGCCCAGCUGAUAGUGGAAGAAUGUCCCAGCAGCUAUAGUCUAACUGGCAUGCCCGACAUUAAAAUAGAACAUCCACUGGACCCCAGUUCAGAAGAAGGAUCAGCUCAGGGUGUUGCCAUGGGAAUGAAAUUCAUAUUGCCUAACCGAUUUGAUAUGAAUGUUUGUUCUCGAUUUGUGAAGUCAUUAAAUGAAGAGGAUAGUAAAAAUAUUCAAGAUCAGGUUAACUCUGACCUGGAGGUGGCAUCUGUCCUAUUUAAAGCUGAAUGCAAUAUUCAUACAUCUCCUUCUCCGGGAAUUCAAGUAAGGCAUGUCUAUACUCCCUCUACCACAAAGCAUUUCUCACCCAUAAAACAGUCAACUACUCUAACCAACAAACACAGAGGAAAUGAGGUCUCUACUACACCUCUGUUAGCAAAUUUAGAAAAUGUUAUCAAUCACACGGAUGAAGAAGGAUUUACUCCUCUGAUGUGGGCUGCAGCACACGGGCAAAUAGCUGUGGUAGAGUUUCUACUUCAGAAUGGUGCUGAUCCCCAGCUUUUAGGGAAAGGUCGAGAAAGUGCACUGUCAUUGGCCUGCAGUAAAGGCUACACAGAUAUUGUCAAAAUGCUGCUUGACUGUGGAGUUGAUGUAAAUGAAUAUGAUUGGAAUGGAGGAACACCUUUGCUUUAUGCUGUACAUGGAAAUCAUGUGAAAUGUGUAAAGAUGCUCUUAGAAAAUGGAGCUGACCCAACAAUAGAAACUGACUCUGGAUAUAACUCUAUGGAUUUAGCUGUAGCCCUGGGCUACAGAAGUGUUCAACAGGUUAUUGAGUCACAUUUGUUGACGCUGCUUCAGAAUAUCAAGGAGUAGACAUAGUCAUCAGAAAAUGUUGUCUGCCCUUUCGUUUACCUUUUGGUCCUUAUAAAUGAUAGUUUUGUUUACUUACAAAUUUUUACCUCAGUUGCAAUAUUUACUGAUUUUUAGUAAGUUUUAAUAAAUAUUUCUCUGAGCUAUUCACUGGUUUAUAAUAAAUUUAAUGUUAAUACUUUUUUUAUAAA